Molecule: messenger RNA, 1038 nt
Organism: Phyllostomus hastatus (greater spear-nosed bat)
Lineage: Eukaryota; Metazoa; Chordata; Mammalia; Chiroptera; Phyllostomidae
Gene: MANSC4
Product: MANSC domain containing 4
Exons: 3
Coding region: 1-1038 (345 amino acids)
Source: RefSeq, a predicted model, not a curated record
AUGCAUGCGGCAGUGCUGGCAGCAGACGUGAUACUGCUCCUGAGCAUGGGGUGGGCGGCAGACUCUCUCUGCUCACCCACUAUUUUUUACAGAGACUGCUGGAUCCGCCGCUUCCCAGGUCUCCUGCUCGACCUGGAGGAGUCUCAGAAGAUGGGGGCGCAGUUCUUGAGAUACUAUACCGAAAGCACUGGCCAGAAAUGCAGUCGGAGCUGCUGCCUUAGGAAGGAUGUGGCCUGUAACUUGGCCGUCUUCUACCACGACCCCAUUCAUGACAGUGUCAACUGCCUGCACAUUCACUGCCCAGCGACGGAGAGCUGCAUCCUGGAGCCGGGGACCAGCGCCAUUUUGUACACCAUCACAGACGGUAUAGAUCCAGAUUUGCUGGUUUUUGGACAGGCACCUCCCACGUAUCUAAAUACCCGUUCUUCAUCUAAUAUAUGGGACGCACUAAGAAAUCUAAAAGAUACAAAUGUAGAUAAACAGCAGCCCACCAUGAUAAAACAAAUGCUACCAUCAACAGAGGCUCUAGCAUCAACCACACAUCAAGAUUUGGUUGUCAACACAAGCCAUACCAGAUAUUCCAAGGAAUUAACCACAGAUUCUUGGGCAAGAGUCAUUUCCCUGAAUGAUUCCAUUGCCACAAAGGUAAAUAAGGUGUCACGCAGUGCUGACUUCAUCAGCAAUCCAGAUAACAAGACUGUUUCUGCUUUCUUUGUGCCCACAGACACAAAACCUUCUCAUAUGCCCAUCCCAUCCCCACUCAGCAGCAACAAGCAAUUGCUGAACAAAACCAAAGGGUCCAACAGCGGGAACCACACCUCUGAGAAUGAAAACAAGACACCUAAUGGGGCACCUGUGACUUCAAAGACAUGGCUGGUGCCUGUGGCCCUCUGCGCCUCCGUCGUCUUUCUCUGCUGCUGUAUAGUCCUCCUGGCAUCCGGAUGCUGCCGAAAGCAGCAGGGCCAGUAUACACCAGGACAGAGAAAGUCAGCAUCCAGGCAAAUUUUAAAAAGUUACAUUCUGAAGGCGAACUCUUAA